Ostreobium quekettii is the source of this 801-nucleotide messenger RNA. NCBI's taxonomy places the organism in Eukaryota, Viridiplantae, Chlorophyta, Ulvophyceae, Bryopsidales, Ostreobiaceae. The record is from the annotation of a GenBank genome assembly.
AUGAUUGUUGGACAUGAAAGGUGGAGGAAGCCUGAGGGUUGUUGGGUCGAUACCUGCAGGUGCGACCCCACCAACAUAUCGCUUCAGGCGGCUUGCCAGCUGUUCCAGCGGCAUGUCGCAAAGACCUCUGCGAUUGCAGAGGGGGAUUUUGCGACGCUGAAGGGGCAUCUAAUACAGCGAGGGGACGCCUUCACUGAAAUAUCCAUCAACGCACGGCAGCGAAUCGGAAAGCUUGGUGCACGUUUCGUGUCCCCAGGCUCCACAGUCCUCAUCCACGGAUUCCCAAGGGUUGUACUUUGCAUACUACAAGAAGCGCUCAACAAGGGUGUCCAGAUGAACGUGGUUCUUACAGAGGGAAGACCAGAUGGGACAUAUCAGAACAUGGUGUCAUGGCUCCACGAGAGGAGCAUCCCAACAACUGUAAUCUUGGACAGUGGUGUUGCUCACAGGAUGGAAAGGGUCGACAUGGUGCUGGUGGGAGCGGCGGGCGUGGUGGAGAAUGGGGGCGUCAUCAGCAAGCUGGGCACGUUCCAGAUCGCCCUGUGCGCCCGCGCUCUCAACAAACCUUUCUACGUCGCCGCGGAGGCGUACAAGUUCGCGCGGAGGUAUCCACUCAACCAGCGAGAUCUCCCCAUUGAGAACGCGCCGAUCGACUUUGGGCCCCUCCUACCGAGCGGUGUAAAGGUAGAGAAUCCCACACAGGACUACACGCCCCCCGAGUACAUCUCUUUGCUGUUCACUGACCUCGGCGUCCUGACACCAGCAGCUGUGAGCGACGAGCUCAUCCAAUUGUACAUGUAA